UGAGUAGAAGAACAACCACAGAUAAGGUUCAUUUUCUCGCGUUUUCCCUCUCUUUCCCGGAAAAUCCGCGAUCUUGAAGAAUACCCAGUUACGAUAAGGCACCAGCGAACAAAACCCAGUGAAGUUUUUAGCGGAUUAGACGUAAAUUCGAGUUCUUUCUUUAACGUUUUGAUGAUUUUUUCCCCGGAGUCUGCAUGAGUUGGAAGGAAUCCAGAAGGAAGAAGAAUUACGGGUCCUUCAAGUUCUAUCACUUGAAGAAGGAAGAGGAGAGUAAGAUUUCGGGAUGGUUGCUUCCAUGGCUUUGCUCCGGCGAUCGCCGUCUUUCGAUUUUCUGUUCGAUUUUCCAGUCCAGAAGAGAACUUCUCUAUCGCCAGCGGCUUCUGCUCGAAUCUGCCCUCCCUUCCCUUCUUGCAGAUGGUCGUGUCUGAAAUCAACUUUGAAUUCUCGCAGGUUACAUAGCUUUAGCUCAAGGUGUUCAAUAAUAAAUACAGAUGUAUGUCAUGGCCAUAUCACUACUGAUGACAAAGUCCACGAAGAUUUGCCAACUCCUGCAGAGGAUCAUGUGGUUCCAAUCGUUCAUCUCGAUAAUGAUAUCCCCAUAGCUGAAUCUCUGAGCUUGCUCACCGAAUGCACAUAUGUAGACACCCUUUUGACGGCAUUGCCUGUAUUGUCGGAGGAGGAGCAGAAUGUGCUUGCAGCCACUCCAGCUCAUCCGGAAGGACUAUAUGUCUUGUAUGCUAGCUGUUUGGUUGGGAAUUUGGUUGAACAACUUUGGAAUUUCGCCUGGCCAUCCGCCAUUGCACUGCUUCAUCCAAGCCUACUACCUGUAGCAGUCAUUGGCUUCUUUACCAAAGUGGCAAUAAUUAUUGGAGGUCCAGUGGUUGGGAAAUUUAUGGAUCAUAGUCCCAGGGUUCCCACGUAUAUUUCAUUGAAUGUCGUCCAGGCAACCGCACAAGUGCUAUCUGCUGGAAUGAUAAUUCAUGCAUACACCGCACCUUCAACAUUUGCAUCGUCAUUUCUUCUUCGGCCCUGGUUUUCCGCAUUGGUACUUGCUGGGGCAGUAGACAGGUUAUGUGGAAUAGCAUCAGGAGUUGCUAUAGAGCGUGACUGGGUUGUACUGUUGGCUGGCAUAAAUAGACCAAUUGCUCUGGCACAAGCAAAUGCCGUUCUCAACCGGAUUGAUCUGCUCUGUGAGAUUGCUGGAACCAUGUUAUUUGGCAUUCUCUUGUCCAAAUACGACCCUGUGACCUGCUUAAAAUUUGCUGCUACACUAAUGAUGGGAUCGUUGCCUAUCAUGACAGGUCUCAUAUGGCUAACCAACAAACUGUCUUCUGGAGUUCUUGACCGUUCCAAAUGCUCACAGAGCUGCUGCAAUGAAGGAACUCUUUCUGAUGUUGUCGGCAUUAUUAAUACUGGCAUGGAAGCUAUCAAGUUGGGAUGGAAGGAAUAUAUCCAGCAGCCGGUUCUACCUGCAAGCCUCGCAUAUGUUCUUCUUUACUUCAACAUUGUGCUCACUCCGGGUAGUUUGAUGACUGCAUUUCUAACACAACGUGGUGUGAACCCAUCAGUUAUUGGGGGCUUCAGUGGAUUGUGUGCCUUUAUGGGCGUUGCUGCGACCUUCUUGUCAUCAAACUUGGUCAAGCGAUUCGGCAUUCUAAAGGCAGGGGCGAUGGGACUGUUUUUCCAAGCUUCGCUCCUGGGUGUGGCAGUUGCGGUGUAUUGGAGCUCUUCUCUGUCUAACAAAAGCCCUCUUCUCUUCUUCUUGUGUAUGAUCGUGUUAUCAAGGUUAGGGCACAUGUCGUAUGAUGUAGUGGGAGCCCAGAUCCUUCAAACCGGAAUACCAUCCUCGAAAGCGAACCUCAUCGGUGCAACAGAGAUUUCGGUGGCGAGUUUAGCGGAAUCGGUGAUGCUCGGGUUGGCCAUAAUCGCAAACGACCCUUCCCAUUUCAGGUUCCUCGCCGUUUUAUCGCUGUUUUCAGUCGUCGGGGCAACGGCCAUCUUCUGCAGAUUGCUGAGGAACCCGACGGAAGAACAAAGACGGCUCUUCGCUCUCAAUCCUCUGUCGAACUCGUAAGAGAAAAUAAAAAUAUCUCUGUAUAGCAGUCUCCAUGUAUAAAGUUAUUACAUUACAUUUUGAGUUUUUCAGACACUGAGUCUGUGUUACUGUAUAGCUCUCUCCAGCAACAUUCAUCUAAGUGUACGCAUUUUUAUUAAAAACAAAACCCCAGGAAAUUCUGGGGAUAAGAUUGUUCGGGUCAGAGAUAAGUUUAACCGGGGAUAGCUUAA
This is a messenger RNA of Tarenaya hassleriana, 2286 nucleotides long. RefSeq names its product solute carrier family 40 member 3, chloroplastic-like. The transcript has 12 exons. The record is from RefSeq and is a predicted model, not a curated record. Bases 284 to 2074 code for a protein of 596 amino acids. Gene Ontology annotation, cellular component: membrane. Gene Ontology annotation, molecular function: iron ion transmembrane transporter activity. NCBI's taxonomy places the organism in Eukaryota, Viridiplantae, Streptophyta, Magnoliopsida, Brassicales, Cleomaceae. Gene Ontology annotation, biological process: iron ion transmembrane transport.